AGCAAACUUCAGCUGGAGUUCUGUGAUGGUCACAUGACGAUGUUGUGGGUAUAUUACUCCAAAUGUCUGAGUCUGUUCUCUUCUAUAGAACUCUGCAGCGCACACACACACAAACACACACACGCACACACGCACAGGGAGAGAGAGUGCAUGGUGCAGUUUUGAAUGACACUGACAGCUGACAAAAGGUUGGAGUUACCGCGUCAGGAAGCAACUUUUUGAGGGGAAUUAUGAGAAACGUGGAGCUGUGAUUUGCAUUUCUAAUUGCCAGCUGACAAGGGACCAAGUUAGCUAGCCUGGGAACACCUCAGGAUCUCCCAGUAAGGGCAGGAGAACAUGGCUAUAGAGAGGGACGUGUGGACUUUGCUUACUCUGCUGCAAACCGGAUAAACGUCAGGAGGCGAUGGAGAACAAGGCCAUGUAUCUGAGUACAUAUGAAGAGAGAGAGAGCGGCUCCAUGUAUGAAGAGGCCUACGAUGGACACAACUUGUCCAAACUUAACCUGUGUGAUGAAGGUUCUGGUAAGCGGCGCAGGAAGCAGGAUCAGUGCUGUGCUCACUUGAACUCCCUCUCAGCCAUCAAGUACGCCAUCGUGUUCCUCUACAUCCUGGUCCUUCUCACCAUCUUUGGACUCUGCCUGGCAGUCUCUCAUUCCCAGGUGUCUUCACAGCGGCAGGCCGUGCUGAUGGAGAACGUGACCCGGAUGUCGGAGCGCUCUCGGCUGCUCCAGCAGACCCUAGGCGAGGCGUCCACUCAGGGUGACCUGCUGGAGAACAUCUGGAAACUGGAGAAUCUCUUCCAGAACCACAGCGACUGGCUGCAGAGGCUGGAGAUCCUCAUCAAGAGCCUGGAGGUGGAGCUGAGGACCAUCCAGGCUAACUCCCUUCAGUCAGAGGGCUACCUGGUGCAGCUGGACGACAGGUUGUCCUCCCUAAGCAGCUCCACCGGCAGGAACCUGACGGGCCUGACUGCGGAGGUGUCCCGGGCCUCCACCUGGCUCCACGACCAGGACCUCCUGUUCAGGGAAACCUCAGGACAGGUGAGCAGGCUGAGAGAGAAACUGGAUGAUGUCAGUUGGACGGUGGGAGCUGUCAAUCACACCUUCAGCAAUGACAUCAGUAUUCACCACUUGAAGAUACAAGACUUGCAGAUCCAGAUCAGCAACAUAACAGAGGACACCAGCAGUUUAUGGGUGACCCACGUCCACACAGAGGCCCAGCUGAGGAACGAGAUGGAGAUCCUCAACACAAUUACAGAGGACCUUCGCCUGAAGGACUGGGAGCACUCCCUGGCCCUGAAGAACCUCACCAUAUUCGAAGGUCCUCCUGGGCCAAAGGGAGAGAAGGGUGAUACCGGACCACUUGGGCCCCACGGGGCUCCUGGGUUGACAGGCUCGAGAGGGCUUACAGGAGAAAAAGGGAUCCAGGGCAACCGGGGAAUUAAAGGGUCCGUCGGGGUCAGCGGUUUUCAGGGAGAAAAAGGAGACAUUGGACCUGCUGGUCCCAGAGGUGACAGAGGAGAAAGAGGGUUUAAGGGGGAGAAGGGGGAUCGAGGAGACCAAGGAGAGAGAACAGUGGCGGAGACCCUGGUGCGGCUGGUGAACGGGUCAGGUCCUCAUGAAGGUCGUGUGGAGGUUUUCCAUGAACGCCGCUGGGGGACAGUGUGUGACGACGUCUGGGACAAAAAGGACGGAGACGUGGUGUGUAGGAUGCUUGGAUUCCAAGGAGCUGCUGACGUCCAUAAGACCGGACGCUUUGGACAGGGUACUGGUCUGAUCUGGAUGGAUGAUGUGGCGUGUGCAGGGACCGAAGACACCAUCCAUCAGUGCAAGUUUUCUGGCUGGGGCAAAACCAACUGCGGCCACGUGGAGGAUGCUGGUGUGACAUGCGCCGUCUAAAACUUUCAUGAUCCUGUCAAUGCUGCAGCGGCCAAGCAUCUCCUCUCAAACUGUGCCUUCGACUUUUAAGUAGCGAUAAGGUGCACAACGUCCUGCCAUCGCCAAGGGUGUCACAUUAGCAGUAUGUUGUUUUUUACCUGCAAAAAAAAGUGACAAACCUCCAUGUUGUGCAUGAACUAAAAAUCUGCAGCUUUUCUUUAAGUUCAUGGUUAAACAUUUGACCGUUUUACCUACAAGACUGAACCAUGGGAGCAAAGAAAAUGCACACAUUUUCAGACUUUGAGCAACCAUAAGAGCUAGGGAUGAUCGCACCACAGGACACUUCAUCAGGACUAAAUUAGAGACCUCAUGUCUUCAAUGAAGCCAAAGGUCAGCUUUCAUAUAGUCUAUAUCAACCACCUGAAAUUCUGAUGGAUGUCCCUCAUUUCGACCAGAUGUCCAUCAUCUUCAGCUUUCUUUGUGUUGGCAUUUUAAACUCCGGUGGAUUUAUGAGGCCUAUGGUUAACUG
Messenger RNA from Sander lucioperca (pikeperch), 2405 nucleotides. RefSeq names its product scavenger receptor class A, member 5 (putative) (gene scara5). Bases 404 to 1897 code for a protein of 497 amino acids. Gene Ontology annotation, molecular function: ferritin receptor activity. The transcript has 13 exons. Lineage: Eukaryota; Metazoa; Chordata; Actinopteri; Perciformes; Percidae. The record is from RefSeq and is a predicted model, not a curated record. Gene Ontology annotation, cellular component: plasma membrane. Gene Ontology annotation, biological process: iron ion transmembrane transport.